Messenger RNA from Phoenix dactylifera (date palm), 1338 nucleotides. Its product is annotated as L-lactate dehydrogenase A-like. Gene Ontology annotation, molecular function: L-lactate dehydrogenase (NAD+) activity. NCBI's taxonomy places the organism in Eukaryota, Viridiplantae, Streptophyta, Magnoliopsida, Arecales, Arecaceae. Gene Ontology annotation, biological process: lactate metabolic process; pyruvate metabolic process. The record is from RefSeq and is a predicted model, not a curated record. Gene Ontology annotation, cellular component: cytoplasm.
GAGACAAGGAGAGGCAGUGACCACCCACUUCUUCUUCAUCUUCUUCUUCCGGAUUCCGUCAUUCGUUUUUGAUCGUCCGAUCGAGAUGAAGAAGGUGUCGUCCUUGUCGGAGCUGGGGCUCGGGGAGGACGUCUCGCGGGCCUUCUUCCGGCCGCUCCAGCAGGCGGCGCCGCCGUCGCCGACGAAGCGGAACACCAAGAUCUCCGUCAUCGGCGUUGGAAACGUCGGGAUGGCCAUCGCCCAGACGAUCCUCACCCAGGACCUCGCCGACGAGCUCGCCCUCGUCGACGCCAAGCCCGACAAGCUCCGCGGCGAGAUGCUCGACCUCCAGCACGCAGCCGCCUUCCUCCCCCGCACUAAGAUCCGCGCUUCCACGGACUACGCCGUCACCUCCGCCUCCGACCUCUGCAUCAUCACCGCCGGCGCCCGCCAGAUCGCCGGCGAGUCCCGCCUCGAUCUCCUGCAAAGAAACCUCUCCCUUUUCCGGGAGAUCGUGCCUCCGCUCGCCCGCUACUCGCCGGACGCGCUCCUCCUCGUCGUAUCCAACCCGGUCGACGUCUUGACCUACAUCGCCUGGAAGCUCUCCGGCUUCCCUCCCAACCGCAUCAUCGGAUCGGGGACCAAUCUGGACUCGUCCCGGUUCCGCUUUCUUCUCGCCGAUCACCUCGAGGUCAACGCCCAGGAUGUCCAGGCUUACAUGGUGGGAGAGCAUGGGGACAGCUCGGUAGCACUGUGGUCGAGCAUAAGCGUGGGUGGCGUCCCAGUGCUGAGCUCCCUGGAGAAGCACCAGAUUGGCUACGAGGAAGAAGUCCUGGAAAGCAUCCGGAAGGCGGUGGUGGAGAGCGCUUAUGAGGUGAUCCGGCUGAAGGGGUACACCUCCUGGGCUAUUGGCUACUCUGUGGCCAACCUUGCUCGGUCCUUGCUCCGCGACCAGCACCGCAUCCACCCCGUCUCCCUCCUUGCCAAGGGCUUCUACGGCAUCCCCGACGACCGCGAGGUCUUCCUCAGCCUCCCUGCCCGCCUCGGCCGUGGCGGCGUGCUCAGCGUCGCCAAUGUCCACCUCACAGAUGAGGAGUCUGCCCAUCUCAGAAGGUCUGCCGAUACCUUAUGGAAGAUACAGCAGCAGCUUGGCAUUUGAGAUGGAGCAUUACCUCUUUUCUGGGGCCUUAGCUUCUCUUCUUUCUAGUACUAAUUAUUUUCUACUCUAUUUUUGGGUCUUUGUGAUCACCUGAAUCCUAUAAUCGAUUAAAACAGCUCAUGUUUACUUAUGUAACAUUUAUGCACCUUCAAUUUUGAUUAUUAUGCUUGAUAUGUUCUAUUUUCAAUUCGAUUCAUCAA